This is a messenger RNA of Haemorhous mexicanus (house finch), 4639 nucleotides long. It is a transcript of the gene PPP2R5E, whose product is annotated as protein phosphatase 2 regulatory subunit B'epsilon. Lineage: Eukaryota; Metazoa; Chordata; Aves; Passeriformes; Fringillidae. Gene Ontology annotation, cellular component: cytosol; protein phosphatase type 2A complex; nucleus. The record is from RefSeq and is a predicted model, not a curated record. Gene Ontology annotation, biological process: signal transduction; protein dephosphorylation. Bases 144 to 1547 code for a protein of 467 amino acids. The transcript has 14 exons. Gene Ontology annotation, molecular function: protein phosphatase activator activity.
UCCUGCGCCGCCGCGGCAGCGACCGAGCCCGGCGAGAACCGCACUCGGGCCGCCGCCGCCGCCAGGCAUCGGCCGCGCUCCGCCAAGGCCGCCGCCGCCUCCCUCCGUCUCUGGCUUCUCUACCAGGAGCGUCAAGUAGGGAUAUGUCCUCAGCACCAACUACUCCUCCAUCAGUGGAUAAAGUAGACGGAUUUUCUCGGAAGUCCGUCAGAAAAGCCAGACAGAAGAGGUCACAAAGCUCCUCCCAGUUCAGGUCUCAGGGCAAGCCUAUCGAGUUAACUCCCCUGCCUCUGCUAAAAGACGUUCCAUCUUCAGAGCAGCCUGAACUGUUCCUAAAGAAACUUCAACAGUGCUGUGUCAUUUUUGACUUCAUGGACACGCUUUCAGACCUUAAAAUGAAAGAAUACAAGCGCUCCACUCUUAAUGAACUGGUGGACUACAUUACAAUAAGCAGAGGCUGUUUGACAGAGCAGACUUACCCUGAAGUAGUUAGAAUGGUAUCUUGCAAUAUCUUCAGAACUCUCCCACCUAGUGACAGCAAUGAAUUUGAUCCAGAAGAAGAUGAGCCCACCUUGGAGGCAUCGUGGCCGCACUUACAGCUUGUAUAUGAGUUUUUCAUACGAUUUUUGGAAAGCCAAGAAUUUCAGCCCAGCAUUGCCAAAAAGUACAUAGAUCAGAAAUUUGUAUUGCAGCUGUUGGAGCUGUUUGACAGCGAAGACCCUCGGGAACGAGACUACCUAAAAACAGUCUUGCACAGAAUUUAUGGCAAGUUCCUGGGCCUUAGAGCAUUUAUCCGAAAACAGAUUAAUAAUAUUUUUCUACGAUUUGUUUAUGAAACCGAACACUUCAAUGGCGUAGCUGAACUGUUGGAAAUUUUAGGAAGUAUUAUCAAUGGUUUUGCUUUACCUCUCAAGGCAGAGCAUAAACAGUUUCUGGUGAAGGUGCUGAUCCCUUUACACACAGUCAGGAGUUUAUCACUCUUCCAUGCACAGCUGGCGUAUUGCAUAGUACAGUUUCUGGAGAAGGACCCCUCACUCACAGAACCAGUCAUUAGAGGUUUAAUGAAAUUCUGGCCAAAAACCUGCAGUCAGAAAGAGGUCAUGUUCCUAGGAGAGCUGGAGGAAAUCUUGGAUGUAAUUGAACCAUCACAAUUUGUCAAAAUCCAGGAACCCUUGUUUAAACAAAUUGCCAAGUGUGUCUCUAGCCCUCAUUUUCAGGUGGCUGAAAGAGCGCUGUAUUAUUGGAAUAAUGAAUACAUCAUGAGUUUGAUAGAGGAGAACUCAAACGUUAUACUUCCCAUCAUGUUUUCCAGCCUUUACAGGAUUUCUAAAGAACACUGGAAUCCGGCUAUUGUGGCUUUAGUCUACAAUGUGUUGAAGGCAUUUAUGGAAAUGAACAGCACCAUGUUUGACGAGCUGACAGCCACUUACAAGUCAGAUCGUCAGCGUGAGAAGAAGAAAGAGAAAGAGCGUGAAGAACUGUGGAAAAAACUGGAGGAUUUGGAAUUAAAGAGAGGUCUUAGACGUGAUGGAAUAAUUCCAACUUAACAAAAAUACAAAACAGCAUUAUUAACCUGUGGAGUCACACAUUUAUGUAGUAGAAGAUGGAGCAACAGUUUUCUGUAUUGUGCAACUUUACAGUAGAUUUCACAUUUGUUUCAUUAUUACAACAGCACUGUAUAUACCUGUCUCUAAGUAAAGGAAAAAAAUAAGGACUUUAAUCCAAAGUUUGGACAACAGAUGGACUUCUCAGAACUUUGCAAACAUAAUCAUUGUUUUAACCCUUCUUUAAAACCAGUCUUCAAAGAUCUGUUGAUGAAAAUUGCAAUGUCAGAUUCCAUUGUCAGGACCUGUUCCUUAUUUAUCGUUAGCAGAGAGUAUAAUACAACUUUCAAAUGUGAACAAUCUUAAAAUUUAGCUUGUCUUUCUGCUAAACCGUUACGUGUAUUUAUAGUAAAAGAGAAAAAAGACUGUCAUUUCCUUAUGAGUUUGUGUAACAUCCUCCUUCUCUGGAUAACUUUACUGUAAUUUGACUUUCUUUUCCUUUUGCAUAUCUUCAUAAGUUGAAUGUCCAUUCAGAUCAGGGCCAUGAAGAACAUUGGUCCUGAAUAAAAGUUUUGUUUACUGGUGUGAGCAUUUUUUUAGUACCAGGCUGUCUCUGGUGCUUCCUUAAUUUGAACAUUAGGAAUUAAAAAACAAGUAGGUGAUAAACAUAGUAGGAAAGGGAGCUUUGGAUUCGUGCACCUAUUUAUUGCAAAUCCAAAUUAAUGUCCACAAUCCAUGGAAAAAAAAAACAGGCAGUGGUAACACCCUGGACUUCAGUACCUAACCAGUAUUAGUGAUGCAGCAUUGGACACACGUACCUGAGUUGGUUUAGAAACACCAAUUGCUAAAUUAUUACAGUAUGUUCUUAUUGGACCAUUCUGAAAGAUUAAAGACACAUGCUAAACAACACAAGCAUGAAAUUGAUCUCCAGUGGUCAUGGAUCUAAUUGGAAAUUGACUUGAGAUAGCAGUUUGGACAGUUUGGAGUUGUUGCCUUACUUUUUAAUAUGUAUUUAUAAAGUGUUCCAGCAAAAGAGGAUGUAGCCUCUAAGAAACAUACUGUAGUGUUUUUGUGGUUCUAGUACUAUUACUCAUCACAGUACCAGCCCUAUGGUCUUAGCUGGAAAGGAUUCUGGAUAAUACACUUCUGCAUUCUCAUCUGGAUGCUCAUUCCUAACUACUGUAUUUGUUACCAAAAGUGGUUCUACAAAUGCUACUGAAAAAAAAAAAUUCUGGAAAUCCUAAUGUUCUGAGUAUUAAUAAUAAAGUUUAAAAUGCUUUUAUAUCAAAGGUGCAUUGUGACCAAAUUGUUUAAAACAAAAGAGGAAAAAAAAAAACAAAAACAAAGAAGAAGGCUGUAUUAUAAGUAUACAUUAUUGGCUAUCUGCUUUGUAUUUGAAAGUGGAAUCUUACAUCUUUGGUAGGUAAAAUGCUGAUAAGACUUCUGUACAGUAUAUAUUUAGCUAAUGCAGUUGCAUUAUUCUAUACCGGAAGGUAUGUGUUUCAGGAUUUUUCUCCAGGAUGCUUUUGAACUGUUAUAGACAUAUGACAACAGUGAAUUGAUAAUCCUAAACCAUCAAUCCAGCAGUAUUUACAGUAUAAAAAUGAAUUGGUGUUCAUGAGUCUUUGUGAUAGUUGCAAACAUGAAUUUAUGACCUGUUGCCAUUGAUAGAAAUACCGUAUAAAUACAAGCUUGUAUAUUUUUCUUCCUACCAUUUAAAUAUACAGUAGAAUUUGAAGUUUUCUUGUUUUCAGGCACGGAAAAAAAAAGUACAAAGUAAUUCCCUCCUAGACUACUGACUGUUUCAGGAUUAUCAGGUCACAGUUUGUACUCCUGGGUCUGCACACACAAAUGUUGUAAACUCAAGGCUUUGUAAGAACUUGACACUGUUAAUUCUGGAAAGAAAAAAAAAAGUGGAACUAGUCAUAUGCAACACCAAACACAACAUGAUUUAAUGGGAUUAUUAUGAGCUUCUUUAAGAACAUUGACUGGGACUCAAUGUAAAUUAGGCAGAUACUGUCAUAGUUGAAACAUUUUAUUUUAAAGUGCUGAAGCAAAGGUGCAAGCUGAAAUACUGAAGAUUAAAUAAAUUUAUAACAAAUCAUGUCCCUUAGCCCAUUGAUUUUGACAGUCUUUUAUUUCUGUUACCAAAAAACCGAACUUGCCAGUGUGAUUUCUGUGUGAAAUGAUCAUUUCACAGUACAAGAGGGUGGACUCAAACUCAUGCUCAAAGACUAUGUUCCUUUUUGAAAAACUGAGAAAGAAUGGAGGUAUAAAACUUGAUGUUCUUCACCUGGUGGAGUAAAACACAACAAUGUGAAAUUAGAAAAAGCACCUUGUCCUGUACUUAGAGUUUAGGUGAGUGUUGUUUGUUCAUAACUAUUUUUGGUUUUGCCAUGUCAUUCUACUCUUGAUCAUACAAAACUGACCAGAACCUGGUGGGUUGCAAUAUUUCGUGGCCUCUGCCGCGGGGACAGCGGGGAGCGUCUGACGUUCAUAGGUGAUUUAUCACUUCUGAGAAGGAAUGUUCCUUCAAGGAGAAGGAGAUGAUGUGCUGUUGUUAUGAAGUCACUUGACUCUAAAGGCUGGGUGAUGCACCUGAAGAAGCAGCUGCUGCCAGGACCCCGCGUGUGCCGCAGCCCCAGCGCCGUGUCCGGCCCCGCAGGGCUCCCACUGCUCCCGCUGGAGCUGCAGCAGGAGGAAGAGGAAGGCAGCCCAUGGGCCCAAGUGUGAUCAGUGCAUCAUAAAUUACACUUUUGUUUGCUUCUUGAGUUCCACAAACCACCUUUGUUGGUGUCAGUGUUGUUCUUGACUGCUCGUCCGGCAGGCGUUGGGUGGUCCUGCGUGUCCUGGGCCACAUUGGUCUCAGGGGGAAGGGUUGAGCACUGUCUGCUCACAGGAAGGAGCUGCGAGGGCAUUGGGUCAUGGGGAUGUAACAACUGUACAAGUAAAGUUCCUCUCAUACACUGAAUUGACCACAUGUUGCUUUCUUCAUCUUGCACGUCUCCCGUAUUGUUUUCCUUUCGUUGCUUUCGAGUGUUUUUUGUCUCUCUUCCAGAGGUUGGAAUGCUUUAAAUAAAGGUAUUCUAAUACCA